Molecule: messenger RNA, 1767 nt
Organism: Megalobrama amblycephala (Wuchang bream)
Lineage: Eukaryota; Metazoa; Chordata; Actinopteri; Cypriniformes; Xenocyprididae
Gene: arr3a
Product: arrestin 3a, retinal (X-arrestin)
Exons: 16
Coding region: 160-1233 (357 amino acids)
Biological process (GO): signal transduction; visual perception; G protein-coupled receptor internalization
Molecular function (GO): G protein-coupled receptor binding
Source: RefSeq, a predicted model, not a curated record
AGAGCAGCACAAGCCAGCAGAGCAAAGGUCCGAGUAUAAAACCCUGUGCCUCUGAGUGUCAUCUUCACUCUCUGACUACACCAGACAGGCUGCGGAUUACCAGAGAGAGGGAGCAAAUCGUCCUAUCGCCCUACCAGUGAACAGGAAAAUCAUUGUACAAUGGCAGACAAAGUUUACAAAAAGACCAGUGGAAAUGGCCAGCUCACUCUCUACCUGGGGAAGAGAGACUUUGUUGACCAUGUUGACUCAGUUGACGCUGUUGAGGGUGUAGUGAAGAUCGACCCUGCAGACCUUGGAGACAAAAAAGUUUGGAUUCAGCUGGCCUGCGCUUUCCGUUAUGGUCGUGAAGACCUGGAUGUGAUUGGGCUUUCCUUCAGAAAAGACAUCUGGAUUCAGCACAUACAGCUAUAUCCUGCCGCAGGCCACAAACCCACCCUGACAGAGAUGCACGACACUCUCCUGAAGAAAGCUGGAGAGCAGGGCCAUCCCUUCACUUUUAAUAUCCCUACCAACCUCCCCUGCUCUGUUACACUUCAGCCUGGCCCAGAUGACAAAGGAAAGGCUUGCGGUGUUGACUUUGAGGUCAAGGCCUACGUGGCCAAAGCAGCUGAAGACCCCGAUGAGAAAAUCGACAAGAAGGACACUUGCCGCCUUGUUAUCCGUAAAAUCCAGUUUGCUCCUGAUAACACAGGAUCUGGACAGAAAGCUGAACUCUGCAAGAGCUUUAUGAUGUCUGAUAAGCCUGUUCAUCUGGAAGCCUCUCUGAGCAAGGAAAUCUACUACCAUGGCGAUCCCAUCCCCAUCACUGUUAAGGUCAAGAAUGAGACCAACAAAGUUGUGAAAAAAAUAAAGAUUACAGUUGACCAAACCACAGACGUCGUUCUGUACUCAGCCGACAAGUACACCAAGACUGUGCUGAGUGAAGAAUUUGCGGAAACUAUAGAAGGCAGUGCUAAUUUUGAAAAAUCCCUUGACAUCACUCCUUUACUGUCAAACAACAAGGAGAAACGUGGCCUGGCGCUGGACGGCAGGCUUAAAGAUGAAGACACCAAUUUGGCCUCAACCACUAUAAUAAGGACAGGAAUGGAUAAGGAGAUAUUGGGAAUUCUGGUGUCCUACAAAAUCAAAGUUAACCUCAUGGUAUCAGGUGGAGGUCUGCUGGGAGGACUGACAGCAAGUGAUGUGACAGUGGAGCUGCCUCUGACCCUGAUGCACCCCAAACCCAAAGACUGAAUGCCUGUAUAAGAUUCCACAGGACAGAUGUUACCCUCGAGUACAUUCCCUCAGCACUUUCACAGCGAGACAAAAGAAGAAACGGCUCCCCAUUAAGCAAAGAAGGUGUCUCAGACAAUGACAGGAGUACCUCACAACAAAGAAAACACAUCAGUAUCACUUAGCAAAGUUGUUAGGUCAUACUGAUGGCAAUAAAAUGACGGGUUAAAACAUGAAUCCAAUUUCAAGACAAAUGUGUGGGGUGAAUGGUUGCCUUGAGGUACACAGUCCAGGAAUAAAGUGCUCCCUAAUGGUCAUUAACUUUCCUAUAAAUUAACCCAAAUGUGUCUGAGUGAUGCAUUUCAAAAUGUAUGGAGUUUGAUCACCUCAUUAUAUAUGCUUGUGUUAACUUGUCUUGCCUAGAGUCUAGAGUCAUUUAAACCAGCACCCUUAAAUCACAGCAACUCAUGUGACUUUGUGUAAUGUUUGUUUUGUCAUGUGUGGAAUUUUUGACUCGUGAGUCAUUAAACCAAAUAAAAUACCUCCAAAACCUCA